AUCUCAAUAUACCAUAUAUAUCAUAAGCCAGAUGAGUAAAAUGGCUCCAAGAAAUGGAUUUUUCAACCCUUUAACUAUUCUUUUCUUGGGGUUUCUCAUCAUCUUUAUGUUAUCUUUUCCUGCUGAAGCUGCUAUUAAAAGAUACAACUUUGAUAUUCAAGUGAAGAAUGUGAGUAGGUUAUGUCAUGCCAAGCCUAUUGUGACUGUAAAUGGGAGGUUUCCAGGGCCAACUAUAUAUGUCAGAGAAGGAGACAGACUUCAAAUUAAUGUGACAAAUCAUGUUCAAUAUAACAUAUCUAUUCAUUGGCAUGGAAUGAAGCAAUAUAGAAAUGGUUGGGCUGAUGGACCAGCUUACAUAACACAGUGUCCAAUCCAAACAGGGAAUAGCUACACUUAUGAUUAUAAUGUAACUGGGCAAAGAGGAACACUUUGGUGGCAUGCUCAUAUCCUUUGGUUGAGGGCCACAGUCUAUGGUGCCAUUGUUGUCAUGCCCAAACAAGGAACUCCAUUCCCAUUCCCACAACCAAACAGGGAAUUUGAACUUGUGCUAGGAGAAUGGUGGAACUCUGAUGUUGAAACGCUUGUUAAUCAAGGAAACGCCAUGGGUUUGCCACCAAAUUCCUCAGAUGCACACACCAUUAAUGGAAAGCCAGGGCCACUAUUCCCAUGCUCUGAGAAACAUACUUUUGCAAUGGAGGUUGAACAAGGGAAGACAUACCUAUUGAGAAUAGUAAAUGCAGCAUUAAACGACGAACUAUUUUUCGCCGUUGCGGGCCAUAACAUGACAGUGGUGGAAGUAGACGCAGUGUACACAAAACCCUUUACGACACAAGCCAUAUUGAUAGCACCAGGCCAAACGACAAACGUUUUGGUCAAGGCUAACCAAGUGCCUGGUCGAUACUUCGCAGCAGCCAGGCCAUUCUUGGAUGUGCCACUCCCCAUAGACAACAAUACAGCCACUGCCAUAUUCCAAUACAAGGGUGUCCCAACCACUGUCAUCCCAGCUCUACCCCAACUUCCCUCUCAAAACGACACGUCGUUUGCUUUGGGCUACAACCAAAAACUCAAGAGCUUAAACACACCACAGUUUCCAGCCAAUGUCCCGUUGACCGUUGACCGAAACCUCUUCUACACUAUUGGUUUGGGAAGAGAUUCUUGUCCCAGUUGUCUCAAUGGGACUCGACUUGUUGCUUCGCUAAACAAUAUCUCAUUCAAUAUGCCUCAGAUUGGGCUUCUUCAGGCCCAUUACUUUGGCAUCAAAGGAGUUUUCAAGACUGAUUUUCCUGAUAAGCCCCCAACUCCUUUUAAUUACACUGGUGCCCCUCUCACAGCCAAUUUGGGAACUUUGGUGGGUACUAGAGUUAGCAAGAUUAAGUUUAAUUCUACUGUUGAGCUGGUUUUACAAGAUACUAAUCUCUUGACUGUGGAGUCUCAUCCAUUUCAUUUGCAUGGAUAUAACUUUUUUGUGAUGGGGACUGGUGUUGGAAAUUUCGACCCUACUAAGGAUCCGGCCAAGUAUAAUUUGAUUGAUCCUGUUGAAAGAAAUACUGUUGGAGUACCUACCGGAGGUUGGACUGCCAUUCGAUUUAGAGCUGAUAAUCCUAGUGUAUGGUUCAUGCAUUGUCAUUUGGAGCUCCACACUGGCUGGGGAUUGAAAACAGCAUUUGUUGUUGAAGAUGGACCCAAUUCAGAUCAAACUGUUCUACCUCCUCCUAAGGAUCUUCCAUCGUGUUAAUCAUAAUUAAUUGUUUAAAAAACUUGUUUAUUUUUUAAUUAAUGUUUGCAUUAAUUAGAUUUUUUUAUGUUGCAAAAUGGGCACAAAUUGUUAUUGUGUAUAAUCAUAAGAAUAAUUCAACAGCCUCUGAAAGUUGUAGGUUUGUUUAAUUGAGUGUGAAAUUUGAGGAAAGGGAACAAAUUGUAAGAAAGAAAAUGUUUGUAAGAUUUCUAUUGAGAUGAAUAUAAAAUUUAAUA
Humulus lupulus (European hop) is the source of this 1971-nucleotide messenger RNA. RefSeq names its product laccase-11-like. The transcript is spliced from 6 exons. Gene Ontology annotation, molecular function: copper ion binding; hydroquinone:oxygen oxidoreductase activity. Gene Ontology annotation, biological process: lignin catabolic process. Gene Ontology annotation, cellular component: apoplast. The coding region runs from base 32 to 1735 and encodes 567 amino acids. The record is from RefSeq and is a predicted model, not a curated record. Lineage: Eukaryota; Viridiplantae; Streptophyta; Magnoliopsida; Rosales; Cannabaceae.